Messenger RNA from Morus notabilis, 2495 nucleotides. Its product is annotated as ABC transporter F family member 4. Gene Ontology annotation, molecular function: ATP hydrolysis activity; ATP binding. NCBI's taxonomy places the organism in Eukaryota, Viridiplantae, Streptophyta, Magnoliopsida, Rosales, Moraceae. Bases 164 to 2350 code for a protein of 728 amino acids. The record is from RefSeq and is a predicted model, not a curated record. The transcript has 2 exons.
CUUCUCUUGUGCUGUUCCUCUUCCGAUUCCCUUUUCAACUAACCUCUUUUUCUCUCUCUUAAUCUUCAUAUUCUUUGCUCUCCUCUCUCUCUCUCUCUCUCCCUCAACACAUCUGGUAAACUGCUCACUCUGGAUUCGACUCUUGCCAGUAUCUGUAUCUGCAAUGGGGAAGAAGAAGGCAGAAGAUGCUGGUGGAGUUGCGAAGGCUAAGACCGGCAGCUCUAAAGACGGGAAAAAGCCUGCUGUCUCUGCUUUACUGGCUGUCAUGGAGCCGAAACCCGAUAAGCCCAAGAAAGUUUCUUCCUCGACCACAAAGGUGAAAACAGCUCCGAAAGUUUCGUCUUAUAUCGACGGUGUUGACCUUCCUCCAUCUGAUGAUGAAGAAGAGGACUAUGUUUCAGGAGAUGAACAACAAGAAGAUGGUGCGCGCAAACGGUCCAAUCAGCAGAAAAGGCCUGAUUCCAAGACCCUUGAUGUGUCAAUUACAGACAAAGAGUUGAGAAAGCGUGAAAAGAAGGAUCUUCUUGCCGCCCAUGCUGUUGAGCAGGCGAAGAGGGAGGCUCUUAAAGAUGACCGUGAUGCGUUCACCGUGGUUAUUGGAAGUCGGGCAUCGGUUCUGGAUGGGGAAGAUGAUCUUAAUGCUAAUGUCAAGGAUAUAACAAUUGAGAAUUUUUCUGUGUCAGCUCGGGGAAAGGAACUUUUGAAGAAUACAUCGGUGAAAAUAUCUCAUGGUAAGAGGUAUGGUUUGGUUGGACCAAAUGGUAAAGGCAAAUCCACUCUAUUGAAGCUUCUUGCCUGGAGGAAGAUUCCAGUGCCAAAAAACAUUGAUGUGCUCCUAGUUGAACAAGAGAUUGUUGGUGAUGAUAAAACUGCGCUUGAAGCAGUCGUUUCAGCUAAUGAAGAACUUGUCAAACUUCGGCAAGAGGUUGCAACAUUGCAGAGCUCAGGUUCAACUGCAGAGAGUGAUGAAAAAGAUGACGACUAUGAUGACAAUGAUGCGGGAGAGAAGCUUGCUGAAUUAUAUGAAAAAUUGCAAUUAAUGGGGUCAGACGCUGCAGAAUCUCAAGCCUCAAAGAUUCUUGCUGGGUUGGGAUUCACAAAGGAUAUGCAAGGCCGUCCAACUCGGUCAUUUAGUGGUGGUUGGAGAAUGAGGAUUUCAUUAGCUAGGGCACUCUUUGUGCAGCCAACUCUUUUGUUGCUUGACGAGCCCACUAACCAUCUUGACCUAAGGGCUGUUUUGUGGUUGGAAGAAUACUUGUGUAGAUGGAAGAAAACCUUGGUUGUUGUUUCACAUGAUCGGGAUUUCCUAAACACAGUUUGCACCGAGAUUAUUCAUCUACAUGAUCUGAAACUCCACUUCUACCGUGGAAACUUCGAUGAUUUUGAAAGCGGGUACGAGCAACGUCGCAAAGAGGUCAAUAAGAAGUUUGAGAUUUACGACAAGCAGGUGAGGGCUGCUAAAAGGAGUGGGAAUCGGGCUCAGCAGGAGAAGGUCAAGGACCGAGCAAAGUUUGUGCAAGCUAAGGGAGCAUCGAAAAGCAAGGGUAAAGGCAAGAACAAUGCUGAUGAGGAUGACAACACACCACCUGAGGUCCCGCAGAAGUGGCGGGAUUACAGUGUGGCGUUUCACUUUCCCGAACCUACUGAGCUUACGCCUCCACUCUUGCAACUAAUUGAAGUCAGCUUCAGUUAUCUGAAUCGGCCAGAUUUCAGGCUGUCGAAUGUCGAUGUGGGCAUUGAUAUGGGGACCCGAGUUGCUAUUGUUGGACCUAACGGAGCUGGAAAAUCUACAUUGCUCAACCUUCUUGCGGGUGAUUUGGUUCCCAGUGAAGGUGAAGUACGGAGGAGUCAAAAGUUGAGGAUUGGUAGGUACUCCCAGCAUUUCGUGGACCUCUUGACAAUGGAUGAAACGCCGGUUCAGUAUCUUCUUCGUCUCCAUCCAGACCAAGAGGGUCUUAGCAAGCAAGAGGCUGUCCGUGCAAACCUCGGAAAAUUUGGACUCCCCAGCCACAACCAUCUCACUCCAAUUGCAAAGUUAUCCGGGGGGCAGAAAGCUCGAGUUGUCUUCACCUCAAUAUCCAUGUCAAGGCCCCACAUAUUGCUGUUGGAUGAGCCUACAAAUCACUUGGAUAUGCAAAGUAUAGACGCGCUGGCUGAUGCGCUUGAUGAAUUUACCGGCGGAGUCGUGCUAGUCAGUCACGAUUCGAGGCUGAUAUCGCGCGUAUGCGAGGACGAGGAAAAGAGCGAAAUUUGGGUCGUCGAGGAUGGUACUGUACGGUCUUUCCCGGGGACUUUUGAGGAGUACAAGGAGGAGCUACAAAGAGAGAUUAAAGCUGAAGUUGAUGAGUAAUUAUGUCUCCAUGAUGAUGUUUAUACCCUUCACAACCAAAAUUUUUCAGGCUUUUGCUCUGUUUUUUUUUUUUUCCUUAUUAUUUUUGAGUGGUAUGAUUAAUAUUAUAACCUUAUUCGCUGAACUUAUGAACUUGGGUUUUCUG